UGGAGCCUGUGCGAGCGCCGUCGGCAGUAAAGUUCCCAAAUAAUAGCUGUUUGUAUUUUGGCUGCAGCAGUGGCCAUUUUAGGUUGACAUGUUAUGAAUGAGAUUUUGAUAUUGGAAGUCAAGGAAAGGAUUCUUUCCACAGUCAAAGAUCUGUAACCAGAAGCUUCAGCAUAAUUGGCCAGAAAAAAGAACAGAAUCUACACAGUGUCCGAGGAUGAGAGCCCAGUUAAUGAUGUCUUGUGGCCCGACCUCAUCGUACUACUGAUUAUACUAAGCUGGCUAUAUGAAAACUAGAUCAUGAAAAUACAGAAGAAAGAAAAACUGCCUUCCACUUCAAAGGCAUCGAAGCAUCCGCUGACCCCAGAUGCCUCACCUGUUGAUGGACACACAGUACAGCUCUCGCACACAAGCACCAAGGACCAACUAACCUUACUCAAUCCAGCAAAAGCUCCAGAAUCAGCUGGACUCUUGAUUGAGACAAGCAGCAAGAGUGAUGCUCAAGGUGCACUGGGAGAUGUGAGCGUGGACCAAACGCUGCCCCUUUCCAAGGCUGAGGAUGGAGGCACAAGGGUUAAGAAAAAAAGGAAGAAAAAAGAACCAAAGGAAGAGGCAGGUAGUGAUACAGCAACCGGUGACAGUGCACCCAAACCAAAGAAGAAAAGGAAGGAGCCAAAAGGGGACAAAGAACCUAAAGAGGGCAAAGUGGCAAAGGAGCCAAAAGGUUCUAAAGGACCCAAGGGCAUCAGAGAACCGAAGGAACCUAAAGGGGCCAAAGGGGCCAAAGAACCGAAGGAGCUUAAGGGUACUAAGGAACCCAAGCAACCUAAAGAGCCAAAAUGCAAAUCCACCACUACACCCAAAACCAAGGGCAGCAAGAAAACCAGCAAAGAGCAAGGCCCAAUGCCAACUGAAAAGAAGAAGAAAGGUAAAAGGAAAAGUGCUGUUCCAGGAGACAAUUCCGAGCAGGAACAGUCUGCAGCAAAGACUUCACAGGGCACAGAGGAACUAACAGAUGCACAGAAGCGACGAUCAGGCCGUCAAGUAAAACGAAGGAAAUACAAUGAAGACUUGGACUUCAAAGUUGUCGAUGAUGCCGGUGAAACAAUUGCUGUACUGGGAGCAGGGCGGAUUUCUCCGAACUCUGGGUCCUCACAGAAAGGAAACCAGACGACGGAGAAUCAAGAGGAAGAUGAAUCUGCUGUCAUUGAGAAGAUACUGGCCAUGCGCACUGUGCAGAAGGAGACUCCUGGUGGAAAGCCGCAGGAAGUUGAAGAAUUCUAUGUUAAAUACAGGAAUUACUCUUACCUGCAUUGCAAAUGGGCCACGGUGGAGGAGCUGGAGAAAGACAAAAGGAUUCACCAGAAAAUCAAACGUUUCAGGACCAAACGGGCCCAGAUGAAAAACCUUUUUGUUGAGCCGGAUGAGGAACCAUUUAAUCCCGACUAUGUUGAAGUAGACAGGAUCCUGGAUGUAGCACAUACGAUAGAUACUGAAACUUCAGAGCCUGUGACUCAUUACCUGGUGAAAUGGUGUUCUCUACCCUAUGAAGAAAGCACUUGGGAGCUAGUGGAAGACAUUGACCCAGUCAAGAUUCAGGAAUAUGAGGACUUGCAAAUCAUUCCCGAAGUCUCAAACUUGGAACGUCCUCCUGCUGAAACUUGGAAAAAACUGGAGUUGUCACGACCAUACAAGGCAGACAAUAAACUCAGGGAGUACCAGCUGGAAGGAAUGAACUGGCUGCUCUUCAACUGGUACCACAGAAAAAAUUGCAUUCUGGCGGAUGAAAUGGGUCUGGGGAAGACUAUCCAAUCAAUUACGUUUCUAUAUGAAAUAUAUCUGUUGGGAAUCCGGGGCCCAUUCCUCAUUAUUGCACCUCUCUCCACGAUAGCCAACUGGGAGCGAGAGUUUCGAACGUGGACAGAGGUGAAUGUAAUCGUGUAUCAUGGCAGCCAGAUCAGUCGACAGAUGAUUCACCAGUAUGAAAUGCACUACAAGGAUUCUGAGGGAACUCCCAUUCAGGGACUUUUCAAGUUCAGUGUAAUCAUCACCACGUUUGAAAUGAUACUGGCUGACUGUCCUGAACUGCGAAAAAUCCAGUGGAGUUGUGUGAUUAUCGAUGAAGCUCACAGACUGAAGAACAGGAACUGUAAACUGCUGGAGGGUCUCAAACUCAUGGCACUGGACCACAAAGUACUUCUGACUGGAACCCCUUUGCAGAACACGGUGGAAGAACUCUUCAGUUUGUUGAAUUUUCUCGAACCAGUUCAUUUUCCUUCUGAGUCAAGCUUCCUGGAGGAGUUUGGGAAUCUGAAGACUGAUGAGCAGGUGAAGAAACUGCAGGCAGUGCUGAAACCCAUGAUGCUUCGAAGACUGAAGGAUGAUGUGGAAAAAAACCUGGCUCCAAAAGAGGAGACCAUAAUUGAGGUGGAACUAACCAACAUUCAGAAAAAGUACUACAGGGCCAUCCUUGAGAGAAACUUUUCCUUCUUGGCAAAAGGGGCUAACCAGGCCAACAUGCCAAACCUGCUGAAUACCAUGAUGGAACUGAGAAAGUGUUGUAACCAUCCCUACCUGAUCAAUGGUGCCGAGGAGAAAAUCUUGGAUGAAUUUCGUGAAGUGCACAAUCCUGAUGCUCCUGAUUUUCAGCUGCAGGCCAUGAUUCAAGCAGCGGGUAAAUUGGUGCUGAUCGACAAACUGUUGCCCAAACUGAUUGCUGGUGGGCACAAGGUGUUGAUUUUCUCCCAGAUGGUGCGCUGCCUGGAUAUACUUGAAGAUUACCUCAUUCACAGACGGUACACCUAUGAACGCAUUGAUGGCAGAGUCAGGGGGAAUCUCAGGCAGGCUGCAAUCGACCGCUUUUCCAAACCAGACUCCGACCGCUUUGUGUUUCUGCUCUGCACCAGAGCUGGAGGCCUUGGUAUCAAUCUUACUGCAGCAGACACUUGUAUCAUCUUCGAUUCAGAUUGGAACCCACAGAACGACCUGCAGGCUCAGGCCCGAUGUCACCGGAUAGGACAGAAUAAAGCAGUUCAGGUGUAUCGACUAAUAACUCGGAACUCGUAUGAGCGAGAGAUGUUCGACAAGGCAAGCCUCAAGCUAGGUCUUGACAGAGCUGUGCUGCAAGCAAUGAACCGCAAAGGAAACACUAACGGGGUGCAGCCAUUGUCUAAGAUCGAAGUGGAGGAUCUGCUUCGUAAAGGAGCAUAUGGAGCUCUGAUGGACGAGGAAGACGAAGGGUCAAAGUUUUGUGAAGAGGACAUUGAUCAGAUACUUCUUCGUCGAACUCGCACCAUCACGAUUGAAUCGGAAGGGAAAGGCUCCACAUUUGCAAAAGCUAGUUUUGUGGCAUCAGGGAACAGAACUGACAUCUCUUUAGAUGACCCUAACUUCUGGCAGAAAUGGGCCAAAAUUGCAGAGCUAGAUAUUGAGUCAAAGAAUGGAAAAGACAGUUUGGUGAUUGACACGCCACGUGUCAGGAAACAAACUAAACACUACAAUUCCUUUGAGGAUGACGAGCUGAUGGAGUUCUCUGAGCUUGACAGUGAUAGUGAAGAUAAGCCUUCGAGGUCUCGCCGUCUUCAUGACAAGACCCGCCGAUAUCUCAGAGCAGAAUGUUUUCGAGUGGAAAAGAACCUGCUGAUAUUUGGGUGGGGACGAUGGAAGGACAUCCUUUCACAUGGACGAUUCAAGUGGCACCUGACGGAGAAAGACAUGGAGGUCAUUUGUCGUACUCUCCUGGUUUAUUGCCUGAAACACUACAAAGGAGAUGAGAAGAUUAAAAGCUUCAUCUGGGAUCUUAUUACUCCCACAAAAGAUGGGCAAAACCAAGCGUUGCACAAUCACUCAGGAUUAUCAGCACCUGUACCCAGGGGGCGGAAAGGCAAGAAGAUAAAAACACCACUUUCCCAACCAGAGCUGAAGAACGCUGAUUGGGUGGCCAGCUGUAACCCUGAUGUGCUCUUUCAUGAUGAUGGCUACAAGAAACAUCUUAAACAGCAUUGCAACAAGGUCUUACUGCGCGUACGAAUGCUGUAUUACCUUAAACAAGAGGUGCUGGGAGAAGCUGCUGACAAAGCUUUGGAUGGUGUUGAUGCAAGUAAGCUGGAUGUCUGGAUUCCUGAUGUGGACUAUAAUGAUAUGCCAGUUGAUUGGUGGGGUGGAGACUCGGACAAGAGCCUGCUCAUUGGAGUUUACAAGCACGGUUAUGAGCGCUACAACGCGAUGAGAGCUGACUCAGCACUCUGCUUCCUUGAAAGGGUUGGCAUGCCCGAUGAAACCUCGUUGGCAGCUGAACAAGGAGGUGCCGACCUGUCAUCAGACAUAACUGAAGGGGUCGACUUGUGUAAAGGUGAUGACUCAGAGUUGAAGUCAGAUGGACAAUUCAAGGACCUGCCAGAUGAAGAUGCAAACUCCUGCAAUGAGUCAGGGAUUAUGGAGAAAGGGGAAGACUCUAAUCUAGCCCAGGAUGGUGUGGACGUUGACCGCCCACAAUGGCCAGUUGCUUCAGUGCUCACUGCUCGGCUCCGACGUCUCAUAACAGCCUACCAGCGCUGCAAUCGUAAAGAGAUGGUGAGGAUGGAAUCUUUAGCUCGCAAUAACCGGCGUCGUUGGUAUCCACAGGAUGAGAUCUGGGGAAGAGUACCAGAAAUGGACAUUGUUACCAUGGAUAUCCAACAACGCUGGACGAGGAGGGAGCAGACAGAUUUCUAUCGUGUGGUUUCGACAUUUGGUGUGGUGUAUGAUCCUGACAGGAAACAGUUUAACUGGAACCAGUUUCGCAGCUUUGCCAGGUUAGAAAGGAAAACGGAUGGGAGCCUGGAAAGGUAUUUUCGAAGCUUUAUGGCAAUGUGCCGGAGCGUGUGCCGUUUGCCUCCAAGGAAAGAAGAGCCUUCAGACCCCAGCAUUUUUGUUGAGCCUAUCACAGAAGAACGCGCUUCAAGGACUCUGUACCGGAUUGAACUGUUGCGGAAAGUUCGGGAGCAGGUACUCCGGAGCCCACAACUGAAUGAACGGCUAAAACUCUGCCGCCCUAGUCUGUACCUGCCAGUGUGGUGGGAAUGCGGCAAACAUGACCGUGAUCUGCUGAUUGGCACAGCCAAACAUGGCCUCAGUCGGACAGACUACUACAUUCUUAAUGAUCCUCAACUUUCUUUCCGGGAGGCCCACAGGAACUAUGUGCAGAAUGGAAGCAGCUACUUCCAGAAUGUCCCAGCACCUUACAGCCAAUCCUCACUCAACCUCAGCCAAUCUGCAUCCCCUGCAUCCACUGUACUCACUCUAGGUGAGAAAGACAAUAUUGAGCAGAUGGAUACAGAGCAGGAGAAAAUGGAAGAGGCUUUAGAAGAGCCAAGCCCAAAAGCAGGAGCACUUGGUGCUUGUUUGGAAGUGAAGAGUGAAGAGGAUGCUGCUGACUGCACAAGCAGGUGUGAUGCUUCCCAAGCUAAAGUGAGGCCACCUGACCCAGUGGCUACAAGGAAUGAAUGGGGAGCUGCAAAUUGCAUUCAGGCUGGAUUUUUUAGUAUACCAAAUUCGCACAUGGAGUCUAAAGGAACAAGUGAGUUUGGUGGAAACUGCAAUGAGGACAAUGGGGGAGACAGUUUGCAAAGUCCUAUCCUUAAAUGCAGCUCUUCAAUGGAAAACUUGCAGGCUGUGUGUGGCGAUGCCAACCAGACUGGAAUAAACUGUUUGAACUUUGUGCAGGUGAAAUCCAAUGGCGUAUUGGAGUUGCAAACUGUAUCUGAGAAGAUGGCAGACAGUGUAGUAGCACCUGUAUGUAGUAUAGCUGGAGCAGAACCUGUGAUGGACACAGUACUUGGUGUGAUUGCAAAACAUGACCUUAAACAGUGCGAGCUGCUGAAAGCUGAAAAUGAAUGUUCAGAAGAUAAGCAGUCAACAGAGAUAACUGAUCGUGAGAACGUAAUGAUCGAACAUACCUAUGACAUGCCGGCUAAAUAUCUGGCUGUGGGUCAUGUGCAGACUGCAGCCAAUGGCAUUGACAAAUCACAAGCUGAAAUCAAUCAGUUGUCUGACCCGAACACUCCAGCUGCAGUUCCUAAAGAUUCAGAGGUCUCUAAUGAUUUGAAGCUGAUGGAAGCUACGUCAGGCCGUGAACAGCAAGCUGUAACUGUGAGUGAGAACAGCUCAACAAAGGAAGCUGGAAACAUGACCAAUGUGCAUGUUGAAUCAGGUCAUGCACCAUUUGAGGCCGUUGGUGUGAAAUGCCUGCCAAGUGGACUUCAGUCCUUCAGAGCGGCCCAUUCUGUUGUGAAGAUAGCGGAUGCUGCACCAGGGUCACCGUCAGAUCGAGUAGAUGUGGCCCCCAUAAAGCAGGAGAUGACAUUCAGACAUCUCCUUGAGGACUGUGUCAAGGAACGUGACAGUCCAUGUGAAACAGAAGAGAAAUCUGAGGAAGAUGGCUCUCAGCCUGAAGCUAUCGCACUGAAGAAUUUUGAUGAGGAGAGUAAUACAUCUACCAGCCUGGGUCAAGAUGAGAUCCAGGACAACCUUCUUCAGGAUAUCCGAGAGCCAACCAUUGCUCAGCUGCUUCAAGAGAAGACACUGUAUUCUUCUGCAGAGUGGCCAAAGGACCGAGUCAUCAUAAACCGCAUUGACAACAUCUGUCACGCUGUGUUAAAAGGGAAAUGGCCAUCAGCACAGCAGCAGAGCCUUGAACCUCAGGGCGGGAUAUAUUCAAUGGGUACUCUGACAGAUCCUCUGAACACGAGGAGCUGCCUGAGCGUUCCAGUGCAAGCUCAACACACCCUCAGCAUUGCUGAUGGCUCCAUGUCUACCCAACACCUCACAAAGGAGAGCUUACUCACAUUAACAUUCCCAAGGGAUCAGAGAAGGAGGCGACGAAAAUAUGAGAUUGAGACAGACCGAGGUGCCAAGAGGAAGAACAUCGAAGAGAUUUCCCCAUCUCUUACUCGCCCUCCUGUAAUUUUAAAUGGAUGGCAAGAAACUGCUAUGGACCUCUCAAAGGCUUCCGAGGAGGCAUCUAAUUCAGUGCCUGUUAUCAUCAGUGCAAGCACGCCAAAGCUGGGAUCGCUAGAGCCCACGACUGCUUUCAGGGCAGACAUGGCUGGGGUCCUGCAGGCAGGCCUCGUCCAUCCAGUCACUGGGCAGGUGAUGAAUGGCGCCUUUAGAGGUGAUGACACGUCGAGGAGGAGGAGAGGGCGUAGGAAGAAUGUUGAAGGAAUUGACAUCCUCUUCAUGAAGGAAAAAAAGCCAGACAACCUGGAGGUGGACCUGUCGAAGCAGUUUUUCUCUGGCGUGGCUCGUUCUGCCGACAGCAUGUCCAACAUGAUGAUUAAACUACCCCAAGGCAAGCAGCGACUGCCAACUGAGGAAGAGCAGAAAAACAAGACUCUGAUCGAGUGGCUGAGGCAACAUCCCACCUACACUAUGGAUGUGUCCACCCUGGCUCCUAAUUGUACAGCAAUUUUACACGGCCUUUCAGAACGUCCCAAACAGAGGAGGCAUCGCUGCAAGGAUCCCAGUAAACUGGACAUCAAUACACUGACCGGGGAGGAGAGAGUCCCUGUUGUUCAUAAGGGGAAUGGAAGAAAGCUAGGAGGAGCUAUGGCACCAUUGAUAAAGGAGCUGCCGAGGUGGCUCGAUGCAAAUCCGGAGUACGCUGUUGCACCAGAGUGGGCAGAAAUUGUGAAGCAUUCGGGCUUUCUGCCAGAGAGUAAGUUCAGCCGCAUCCUGACUGAACCUGUGGUGAAGGAGGCCGGUGGUAGAAAGAGGGGACGAAGACCCAGGAGUGAAAUGGCAAAAGCUGGGGGAGUUUUGACAGAGACAGCUACAGCAAUGGGACCAAUGUUCAUGAAUGGGCUCAUUGCUGGGAUGGACCUGGUGAGCCAGCAAAACCUCAGAAAUAUUCACAAUCUUCAGCUGGCUGGGCUGAUGGGAUUCCCAGCUGGCUUUGCCGCCAUUCCUUCUGGAGAGGAUGGAAAGAGCAGUCUGAACAUGUUGCCCAUGAUGCUCCCUGGAGUGGCUGGGAUGUCUCAUGUGUUUGGAGUUGGGGGGUUGUUGAACAACCCGUCGGUGGUGACGGGUACCAGCAGUUCGAGUACAUCCACCUUGACAACGAGCACUUUGUCAAAAGAGGAUGUGGGCGGCGAACAGAAAGGUAAUACUGCAGAGUCAACAAAACAUGAGGAAGGUUCUUCAACAGGAGAUAAACCUGGUCCAAGCUCACCUUUCCCUGACUCUGGUGAAGCCAGAGUCACCACCAGCAACCCAUUGUCCUUCAACCCAUUCCUGCUGCACAGCAUGCCCGCUGGAUUAAUUUACCCAUCUAUGUUUCUUCCACAUGGCAUCGGUAUGGCAAUGCCUAGCUUUGCACAAGCUGGACACUCUGAAGCAGAAAGCACCGAGAGCCCAAAAAAGAAGAGGAAGAAAGCCAAGGAGGAGACUGCACGAGAUGGGACUGAACCCAGCCCACAGCAAACAACUGCUGAAGCGAGCACAGGAAAAUCGACAGACUUCACUGCCGUGCAGGACUGUUCUGGGCAGGAGACUGAAAAAGACUCUGUAGAGGAUACCCAGAAUGCUGAGUAGAAUUUGUAUUUGCUUUUAGGUCAAAUCUAGGUUUUCUUGAUUUCAAAAUUUAAACCAUGUUUAUAAUCUUUUCCCUCCUGCCUGGUCUCUUUUGCCCCCCCACCCAGUGCUGUGUGCGGCUUAGGAACAUAAAACGGUCAUGUUAAAUUCAUCCAGUGAGUUCAUUUUUAAUAUUAUGUUCUUAAUUGGGUAGCCACAAUCUCCAUAGCAGGAACUAUAAUUCAAUUUCUGUGUGGAGAUUAUGGUUGGCUGAUCUUUGUGGGGGGAGAGAAAGGUGGGGAGGCCACAAAUAUGUUGAUUCUCCAUACACCAUCCAAAAAUGUCAUGCAAGGGGAUUGGCACCAAUGUAUUCAAUGCCUCUUGUUCUAGUUUUGUCAGUAUUUCACCUCCCAUUUUUUGAAAAACCGAGCAGUGGGAUUCUGUCAGCCUAACCCUCAUUGACUGGUGAGAUGGAGAGGGUUCAUGUGCUUGUCCUGCCUUUACACAGUACCAGUAGCCUGUUGGUGAGUGUGUUGUUAGGGGACACAAUGUGGCUGUGCGGCACAGUUUAAUAAACUAACAGGAGAGUGUAUGUCAUACGGUAAUUGUUCCACUCUUAGUUUGUCAGAACAAAUCAGAACUUCUGAUAUUCGGGAUCGGGUAAAUAAAAAUGAAACAAUGCCUCUUCAGGAUUAAUCCCUUUGAAUGGUUUGCAAAUUAGGCUUCUAAAAGCUGCAUAAAGCAAAGAUUUUUGGAACAAUUCCCAGCAUUUUUGUUAUUGUCUGAGUUGCAAAACCAGUGGCCGUGCUUGAUUCCUGAGAUUGGACAUAAUAUCACUAGCGCCCUCACAGUGCCACACGUGGUCCAAUAUUUGUAACCCUGUGUCCAGAUCAUUGUGCUAUUUAAAUCACAGAAAUGUCGAAAUGCUGGUCCCCUGAUUUACAAAAGGUGAACUGAUGCUGUGAGACUUGAUUUAAGAUCCAAUUGGGUUAGAUUUCACUGGUGUUAGUUGAAGAUCACCAGUUAUGAAACUGACUUUAGAUGGUUACUGAAUAUGGCAUCUUGUUUUGUUCACUGUCAAUGUCAGUAUUGAUACCAGUUCUAUCCCCGUGUUUAAUCAUCAAACCCAAUCUGCCAGCCACACUGUGCUGGCCGACUACAUGUGCCACAUGUUGCAUCUUGCUUUUCUCUCACCCUACUUAAAAAUAAUCAGUACUAAUUUUAAUCCUUCCAAAUUUAUAGGGCAGCGUUUUAGAAUUCAAAGCCUUGGCUUCUCAGAAUGUGAUGCUUAAAAAUAAGUGAAGUAUUGGGACAUUAGUUUCCCUAUAGUGAGAGGGGAGAAGAUCCUGAUUCCUACUGUAGUUAUUUUGUGUAAUCAUAAAGUUAAGUGCACGCAGUAGGUUUGUGGAAGAUGAGCUUUUCCUGUUACAGUAUAACACUUAAUUUUUGAGGAUUCUAAUUUUGUUUUUAUGAAGGCUUGGGAGACAAGACAGAAUUAUAAUCUCCAGAAAGACUUCUUUCCAUUCUUUUAGCAUUUAGUUUAGUUAAAAUUUAGUGAACUGUAUCAAUAAAUUGUUUUAUAAAAGAAAUGUUUUAAAAGAGGGUCACCAUGGACCAAUGUGCUUGAUCAUUCAUCCUGAAUUCAUAUCCUUGCCCAGUUCACUACCAGUUGGUCCAUUAUUCCAAGGUGGGUGGCAGUGUAAGUACAGCCUGUUAGCUUUGAUAGGAUACUCUACCAAGUAACGUUGACAAUGGCUCGUGCAUCACAUUAGUUAUUACUUGACAAAUCUCCCCAUUUUCACCCCACCCUCAAUGUUUGCUAAAAAGAUGCCAGAUUGCAGAGUAAAAGUGGCAGAUUAACAGGUAAAGAGACCCUGUGUAGAAGUAUCAUAGUGGCAGUUUGUAUUGAAUUAAGUUUUUAACUCACCCAGCUCCUUUCCCCUUGCCCUUCCCUUGCAUUUUCCUUAACAGUUUUGACAAUACCAGCAGACUGACGCAGCAGGUGAACACUGUAGCUUCAGUUAAACCAAGUGAAGUCCCCUGGAGCUGAGUAUCACAUCAGGUCCUGACUGAACUUAAAUAUGAAGCUUUUAGUUGAUUGUUUAUUUCCAAAGGGAAUAUCAAGUCGCGAAGUAUUCACAAAGUUUACUGUCCACUGAAGUUUUAUUUUAAAAUAAGUGUUGAUUUUCAUUUUCUUUACUGUUACAACCUUACGUAAGUUGUGGAUUUGUACCAAGGUCCAAAUGUUGAGUCAUUCGUUAUUGCAUUAUUUAUUCAUCUGUUGUAUGUCAAUGUGUUUUUUUUAUUAUAUAUAAUAAUUAUUCUGAAUCACUAACUAAAACAUCCUGGCUCUCUUGUUUUUAAAUCUUGAAGACGAGCAAAUGGUUUCUGAAUUUUGCAUGGCAAGUUCAUCUAAAGCUUAUAUUUAAUUUUUUAAAAAAUCAAAAAAGCUUAUUUUUAAUAAUUUCCAAAUCUUUUAUGAAUCAGCUUUUGUCCCAAUAGGUACAAUGUUUAUUGAGAUGGUGUCCCAUCUGUUUGUCUGCACUGAGUUGGAGUCAUAGAGUAUGGAAACAGACCCUUUGGUCCGACCAGUCCACACUGAACAUGUUCAUAAACUAAACUCGUCCCAUCUGCCUGCUGCUGGUCUAUAUCCCUCUAAACCUUUCCUCUUCAUGUACUUGUCAAAAUUCUUUUAAACAUUGUGGCUGUAUCUUCAUCCACCACUUCCUCUGGCAAUUCAUUCCACACACUGACUUACUGUCUGUUUAAAAAAAAAGUUGUGUCUCAUGUCCUUUCCAAAUCUCUCUCCUCUCACUGUAAAAAUAUGGCCCGUAGUUUUGAACUCCCCCACCUUAGGGAAAAGACCUUCGCUAUUCACCUUAUCUGUGCCCCCUCCCCAGCCCAAUGACCCUUAUAAACCUCAGUGAAGUCACCCCUCAACCUCCUACACUACAGUGAAAAAAUGUCUCAGGCUAUCCAGCCUUUCUUUAUAACUCAAACCUGCCAUUCUCAGCACCAACCUGGUAAAUCUUUUCUGAACCCUCUGCUGUUUAAUAAUAUACUUUCUACAGCAGGGUGACCAGAACUGCCCUCAGUGCUCUAGAAGAAGCCUCGCCAUAUCCUGUCCAACCUCAGCAUGAUGUCCCGAUUCCUAUACUCACAGGUCUAAACAGUGAAGGCAAGUGUGCUAAAUACCUUCGCCACCCUGUCUGCCAGUGACGUGAGUUCUGAUAACCAGGGAUUAUUUUCUGAGAAUAAAACUAUGACUAUGUACCAGGUUGCCCAUAGUUUGUUAUAAAGGUCAACAUUCAACGUGAAUUGCCCUGGAUACAGCAAAGAUUUCUGUUUGGUUACAUUAUCGCUACUUCACUAUUGUCAAAGUGAAUCUCUUAUGCCUUUGAAUCUGGUGAAAUGUUCCAAAAAUGUUACUGAGGAAUGGUGGCAGAGGACAAACUUCCAUGCAUCAGACUUCAGGUGGCAUUACUAUAUUGGCUGAAUUUCCCCACCAACCCCAGCUGUGUGUGUAUGUUUUGUUUAUGUAUACAUGUAAAACAUUUUUAUACAUGCGCACACAUCCACACAUCUCUCUCUCUCUCUCUCUCUCUCUGUCUGCUACACCCACCUACCCUCAAGCAAAACAUUCUCCCUCUGUCUUCACCCAGCACCACAUUGGAGACUGUUACCCUCUUGUCCAUCUGUUAAUCAUGAACGUUGCAUCUACUCUUCCCCCACUUUGGAUUAUAUUUUUGAAAAUGACCUGCAAGUUAUACCAAGCAAAGUAAAAGAAAUGUACUCUGUCACAAUAGAGAAAAUGUGGACACCACUGACCACAUAACACUUUAUAUUGCUCAAUCAUCGUGGACAGAAGCAAACCAUCCUUACAUUAGUUAAUGUCUUUAAAUAUGUUUGGCAUGAGUUUGGACUCCUUGAGGACCUAUCUUGACAGUAAAGUUAAACAGUGUUUUAUAGUUCGCAGUAAUGGGCUUUGUGGCAUAAUGAAUUGUCAGUUCUAGGAGAAUGCUAUUGGAUGAGGCCCUGUUAAAAAGUAGUACUUUUUUCAGUACUGUGCAUGUUUGGCUAAUGUAGGGUUUGCUCUCAAGGAGGUGCAGGUUUACACUAUGACCCUGUCUGGCAAAUUUCAAGUGAUGGUAUAUGGCAGCAUGAGGACUUAUGAUUAAUGCCUUCAGUUCCUGAUCUAAGGGACUGAUAUCUUCCUGUUCAGAAAUUUCAUGGCAUGCAUUUUUUUUUAAAUUCAUUCACAGUGGGGCAUCAUUGAGGGCAUUACUGGCCGAAGGACAGUCAAAAGUAUGGAGUCACAUGUAGGCCAGACCAGACAAGGAUGGUAGUUUCCUUCCCUAAAGGACCCAGAUGGGUUUUUUUUUCUGACAGUCAACUCAUGGUCAUCAUUAGACUGUUAAUUCCAGACUUUUUAUUGAAUUCAAAUUCCACCAUCUGCCUUGGCGGAAUUCGAACCUGGGUCCCCAGAAUAUUACCUGGGUAUCUGGAUUAACAGAAUAUUACCUGGGUAUCUGGAUUAACAGCGCAGCAAAAACACAACUAAAACUGUCACCUUCCCAUUUACUUGUUUGGUCACUGUUUUGCACCACGUAGCAGCUUGCAGAAGUGUUCUAUGAAAGGUCUUAGAACAUAGAACAGUACAGCACAGAACAGGCCCUUCAGCCCACAAUGUUGUGCCAACCAUUGAUCCUCAUGUAUGCACCCUCAAAUUUCUGUGAUGAUAUGCAUGUCCAGCAGUCUCUUAAAUGACCCCAAUGACCUUGCUUCCACAACUGCUGCUGGCAACGCAUUCCAUGCUCUCUCAACUCUCUGUGUAAAGAACCCACCUCUGACAUCCCCUCUAUACUUUCCUCCAACCAGCUUAAAACUAUGACCCCUCGUGCUAGCCAUUUCUGCCCUGGGAAAUAGUCUCUGGCUAUCAACUCUAUCUAUGCCUCUCAUUAUCUUGUAUACCUCAGUUAGGUCCCCUCUCCUCCUCCUUUUCUCCAAUGAAAAGAGACCGAGCUCAGUCAACCUCUCUUCAUAAGAUAAGCCCUCCAGUCCAGGCAGCAUCCUGGUAAACCUCCUCUGAACCCUCUUCAAAGCAUCCACAUCUUUCCUAUAAUAGGGCAACCAGAACUGGACGCAGUAUUCCAAGUGCGGUCUAACCAAAGUUUUAUAGAGCUGCAACAAGAUCUCACAACUCUUAAACUCAAUCCCCCUGCUAAUGAAAGCCAAAACACCAUAUGCUUUCUUAACAACCCUGUCCACUCGGAUGGCCAUUUUAAGGGAUCUAUGUAUCUGCACACCAAGAUCCCUCUGUUCCUCCACACUGCCAAGAAUCCUAUUCUUAAUCCUGUACUCGGCUUUCAAAUUCGACCUUCUGUCUUGGAGUUUUAAAAAAAAACCUUUUGCACUUAUAGAAUAGGAAGGAAAUGCCAACAGUAGUUACUGUUGUUUACAAAAGAUCAAAACAAUUUGACUAUUAUUUUGUUUCCCUAUUAUUGUAAGCUUCUUUGAACAGCAAAGGUCAGUGUCUGGACGGAACAGUCUGUAACAGGAAUUUAAGUGAUAGCAAAAAUCCAUUUGUCUCAUUCCAGCAAUUUCUUUAUUUAUUCCACUGCAGUGCUGUGGAAGUGAUGUUUCAGAUUAAGUAUUACACAGAGUCCCAUCUUUGUCUUCAGAUAUAUGCAGCAGAUUCCAUGAGGCUAUUUGUAGAUGAUAACCAGGAAAAUCCCGUGGGUGUCCUGGCCAAUAUCCAUCAUAUAAAAAGUGAUACUGUUUUAAAAGAAAGUAUGUGGGAUCUUUUGCUCAAAUUCACAAUUGUUUUCCUCUAAUUUUUUCUUGCAUGUCAAGAAUUUUAGAAAUUAGGUUAUAGCUGCACCUGAGAAAUGAAAGUUCUUUUCUCCUCCAAGCAGUUGCCUACCUAAUACAAGGUUGUCUCCAAUUCAGUCAGCGGUAGUAAAAACUGCUGAUGCUGGAGCCAGGGACAACACAGUGUGGAGCUGGAGGAAUACAGCAGGCCAGGCAGCAUCAGAGGAACAGGAAAAUGAAGAAGGGUUCCGACCUGAAACGUCAGCUUUCCUGCUCCUCUGCUGCCUGGCCUGCUGCGUUCCUCCAGCUCCACACUGUUGUCUCCAAUUCAAUGUGCUUUAAUACUGCUUGCUAAUCUGCAGAAUACAGCCUAGUCAGGUGUCUUCUGAAAUGUUAUAUAGACAGCGGUUCCAGCUGGAUUAGUGAAAUCUAGUCUGUUCUCCUCAAAAUCAUGCACAUUGUCUCUGUUCAGCUCUGAUAAGGUAGAGAAAGAAAUACUUGCCUUUUGAUAACACCUUUCACAACUUUGUGAUGCCCCAAAGUACAUUUACACCAAGUACUUUUGAAAUGUAUAGUCACAGUUGAAAUACAGCAGCCAAUUUGCACACAGUAAGAUUCCACAAAACAAUUUGAUAAUGACUGGGUAAUCUGUUUUCAUUAUGUAUGUUUAAGGGAAAAAUAUUGGUUAGGACUUUGAGAAAACUCCCCUGUUCUUCACAUAGUGUCAUGCGAUCUUUUGCAUCUGCCUGACAGAGCAGAUACCACCUCUAUUUAACGUCUCAUCAGAAAAGGCAGCACCCUCUGAUGACACAGUGCUGUUGCAGUAUUUCACUCGAGUGUCAGCUUAGAUUUUUUUUUAAUACUCAUGUCCUCAGAAUGGAACUUCAGCCCACACCAUUUUAAAUUGGGUAAAAAUUAUGCCACCUCAGCCACAGUUUAUAUUUCAGUAUCUUUCUUAGAGUUGACAAUAAACUGCCUGGUCUCUGGUCAUUUGGCAUUCCCUUUUUAAAUAAUAAUUUAUCAAUUCAGUGGAAUUAUUCCUGAAUCUGGAACAUUUGCAUUUUCUGUUUUUUUUUAAUACUCAGGGGUUAAAAGACAUCAUGCCAAGAGAUUGGUGUGCCUUAAGUCCCAUUAUGUAUUACAUUAUCUUUUAUUCACCACAUUCCUCCUUUUGACUUGUUUUUGGGUUCCCUUGUGCCACUGGUAUUUUUUUCUGGUCCUCCAUUAUAAAAUAGGGUAUUAAGCAUUGAUUUAACAUGUCUUCUGUUUCCUAUUUUUCACUGCAAUCUGGCUGAUUUCAGUGAACUCUGAUUUCCCCUUGUUAAUAAAUUGAUUGAAAACUAUAUUUGCAAGUUUCUUUUUCAUGAUCUUUGUGAACCUCAUUUUGUUUACAUCCCUCUGUUACUUUUUGUAGUUUUGAUGGAUGUCCAACUUCCAUUUUGUUAGCCCUCCUCAUCUCACUUGGUGUCCGUAACCAUGUAAGUGGAUCUUUUGGCUUUAAGAGGAUCAUGCACAAUACUUUGAAACUUUCUGCAGUUGGUCCCCUGCCCAAAAGCUUGGCUUAAAGCGUUUCAGCAUGCUCUUGUAUCAAGUGUCAGCCAUGGAUUAUUUGGUAGCAUGUUUGUAUCUCAGUCAGAAGGUUAUUGGUGCAAGUUGCAGAGGGACACUUAAAUCAAGGCAGUACAGUAUGGAGGGAGUACUGUGCUGUCAGAGGAACUGUCAUUUCAAUGAGACAUAAACUGAAGUUCCAUCUGACUGAUGCAGUAAGCCCCUUGGCAGUAUUUCAAAAAGCAAGAGAGUUCAUAGAAUCCCUACAGUGUGGACGCAGCCAUUCAACCCAUCGAGUCCAUACUGACACUCCAAAGAGCAUCCCACCCAGAUGCACCCUCUCCCUGUAAUCCCCCAUUUCCCAUGGUUGACACACCCAGCCUGCACAUCCAUGGCAACUAGGAGCAAUUUAGCUUGGCCAGUCCACCUAACCUGUGCAUCUUUCGACUAUGGGUGGAAACUGCAACACCCGGAGUAAACCCACACAGACACAGGGAGAGUGUGCAAACUCCACACAGUCAGUGGCCCAAGGAUAGAAUCAAACCCAAGUCCCUGGGCACAGUGAGACAGCAGUCCUAACCACUGAGCCACUGUGCUGCCAAAGUUAUUCCUGGCUAGUAUUUAUCCCACAUUCUUCUUCACUAGAAAACAGAAAAUCCAAUUGUCGUCAUGUUGCUUUUUGUGGGAGUAUGUGCAGUGUGCAUAUUCAUUGCUGUGUUACCUACAUCGCGAUAGUAACUACACUUCAAAACUUAUUUCAUUGGCUGUGAACUGCUUUUGUUGUGAAAGUCACGACACGAUUGGAAGUUUUGUUUUAAUAUCACCAAUAAAUUAUUUUGAUUGAAAUACCUUUAUUGAUUGUGAUAAUGUCCUCUGAAUUCCACUGUCUUAGUUUCUGAACUAAAUAGUAUUUAGUGCUAAUGUCAGUCCUUUAAUACCUCGCCUAUAUCUUUGUUAUUGCCAGCAAAACAAGCCAGUUGCUUGUUCUGAGUUUUGUCUUUUGUUAGUGUCCAGUUUAAUUGCACUGAGUGGUGUAAUUUUGGAAAAUGUUGGGAGCAUGUUUUACCCACACCAGCAUCUGGUCUGGAAAAGUAGAGCUAAUGGCACCUCAAACAUAGCAGGUUAGUUUAGCUUUCAGGUCCUAGUGAAAUUCUAAAGAAUGGGCCCACUAAUCAGGAGGCAUUUUGAUGAAAAGUUAUGUAAUCGAUUGUGGUACAGAGGAAGGCCAUUUACCCUGUUAGGUACAUGCCAGUUCCUCGUGGAACAAUCAAAUCAGCCCUAUAACCCUCUUGUUCCUCUCAUCCUAUAAGUUUAUUUUCUUCGAGUACUCUUCUAAUAUUCUUCUCUCUUUUUGCGUUGUUUCUAUAUUCACCAAUCUGUUCUACGUCAUUACCACAUGCAUUUUAAAAAACAUUCUUCCAUCCAUUACCUCUUUCUCUCUUGCCCAAAAAUAUAAAUCUCUGACAACUAGACCUUGAGGCAUCAGGUAUUAGAAAAUGUUUUUCCCUACCUAUGUAAUUUAGGUUUGUAAGUUCGCUCAGUUGGCUGGAUGACUGGUCAUGAGGCAGUGUGAUGCCAACUGUGUGGGUUCAAUUACUGCACCAGCUGAGAUUACCAUUAAGGACUGUCCUCAAACUCUCCUUGCCUGAUUGUCUGGUUAACCACCACCAAAUAUCUCUGUCGAAUGAGAAAGCAGCCCUAUGAUCUGGUGACUUUAUCGCACCAUUAUUUAAUUUUGUAACCGCUGUCCAAUCUCCCUUCAAUAUCCUUUGCUCCGAGAACAACCCCGGCCUUUCCAACCAAGCUGUGUAACGAAACCCCCAUCCUGAAAUAUUCCAGUAAGUCUCCACAGCAUGUAACCUCUAGGGGAGGUGAACGCCUAGUAGUAUUAUCGCUGGACGCUUAAUCCAGCCAGAUGAUGUUCUGCGAACCCAAGUUUGAAUUCUGCCACGAUAGUGGAAUUUGAAUUCAAUAAAAACCUGGAAUUAAGAGUCUAAUGAUGACCAUAAAAGCAUUGUUGCUUUUUGGGCAAAACUCAACUGGUUCACUAAUGUCCUUUAGGGAAGGAAACUGCAAUCCUUACCUGGUCUGACCUACAUGUGACACCAGACCCACAGCAAUGUGGUUGACUGUCAGUGGCCUGCUGGACAAUUAGGGAUGAGCAAUAAAUGCUGCCAUCUUGUGAAUGAAUGAAAAAAUUACCUCAAGGAUCCUCAUGCACUGAUAAAAAUAUUGUGACUAGAGCUGCACACAGUAUUCUAGUUGUAGCCUAACCAGAGCUCUGUAUAGUUUCAGGGUUUCAAUCUUUUUUAUUCGCUAUUUCUCUAUUUAUGAAGUCCAGAAUCCCAUAACUUUUGCUUUCAGCACAUGCUGCCAGUUUCAAAGAUCAGUGUACACUGCCUGUUGUUAUCCUUACUGCCAAAAUGUAUCAACUCUCACUUAUCUGUAUUAAAUUCUAUUUAACUUUGUCUGCUUAUUCUGCUAGCCUGUUUAUAUGCUAUUGCAUGUAAUGCACACAUCAUCCUCACUGCUGCUCCAAGUUAGUGUCAUUAAUGGCAUUUUUAAGUUUUACUCUGUAUUCCAAUAUUCAAGUCAUUUCUAUAAAGCAAAAAAGUGAACUGACCCCUGAUCCUCAGAGAACAUCGUUGUCUGUCUACCACCAGCGAUAACUCUUGUUUCCUGUCCUUGAGCCAAUGUACAAUACUGGUGUUACAAGAACAUUGGGAUGGAGUUUUUUAUUGCUUAAAAAAACAAAUUGUGUGGUUCUUGAUGUCAGAAUUUGGCUUUAGGCGCAAAGGAUAGCGACACGUCCAAUCUCAGUCACACAGCAUAAUGAAGGCAAAUAAGGCUCAAUUUGCUUUUGAGUAGUUUUUUUGGUUUGAGCAGACCAACAGAUGGGAGUUAAGUCUCUUUAUAACAUAAUAACAUGUCUGUAAAGUGUCCUGUGCAGACUUUGCAUUACCUGCUACAAGACUCAACACUAAAAGCUUUGCAAAGAGGAGAAACAGUAAAAACUCUCAAACCAUUCCUGCUUGUAGACCAUUAGCCCUUUAAUUAUUUGCGUGUAAUGAUGAGUAUAUCUUGUGUGUUUUUUAAAUAAACAAUGAAUCUUGAGGAUUUGACGCAGAUGAACGCAACACAGGGAGCCACUUUGAUGUGUCAACCCUGAAGUCCUUUUACUUGAAACUAGCAGAAAUCUUUCAUAAAAUCAAUUGUAUGAAAUCAGAUCCAUGUUGAAAGAGCACUUUUAAAAGUGUCAUGCAAUUGCAAUUAAUCUCUAAAUUAGUCCCCUGAUAUCAACUUUCUUUUUGCUCUUUAUUGACUAAAAGCUGAUAAAAAUGAUUAAGUACCCGGUAACAGAAUCGAGGAGUUUGAACACAUCAAUAAGCAGAACCUGACCAGGAUGAAUAAAUUGUAGCCUUUUAAAGCUGUACGUGUUACAUGAGGUUACAUUUAACCACAAGGCAAGCUGUACAUUAUGGGUAAAUGAGCACAAAUUGAGAGCAGCAAGAAAUGGGCUACAUAUCACAUGGUCAAACUUUUUGUAAAUAUACAAAUAUACUUGACACUAUUUAAAAUGCUGAGGGACUCUAGAGAAUUAUAGCAAUAAAUUAGAGAACUGUUAUGUGUUGUAUAAAGAAAUUGUGAAGUAUAUUUCUGUUCCUCUGUUCAUUUCAGUUAGCUUUGUUUUAUACUGAGGCCACCAUAGAAUAAUGAGUAAAAAAAAUUAAAACUUUAGAACUGCUUAGAUACUGAACGCUCUGUUACACAAUGGCAGUGGAAAGUGAAACUAGACUGUGUGUAGUUUCUUCUAUUUAUCCUUUAAUUUGUUGAGUUUUACUUUUUUAUGGUAUACCUUUUGUGUAAUUUAUAUAUAGGUGUACAGACUAUACAGGUCACUGAGAGCAGUUUCACUUUGAGAGACGUUUUUAGUUUGUAUCAAUUUUAUUUGGAUCAAAUAGCAAUGUUAAAAGACGAGACCUAUGUAGACAGACCCAUUUAAUCACAGAUUUGUAGAUGUUUAGUGUUCAUGAAAGGUUUGUGUGUUCUUGUUACCUUGUGCUAACAAAACCCAGAAAUAGCUGGGAGAAUCACAGUUUCUAAUUGCACCCAUUUAUUAAUGCAAGAUGUGAAGCUGGAAUGUAAAUCUUCAGCCAUUUUAAAAUCAUUGAAUAUUGAACUGGAGUCCAAAAUACUUACGGACAGAAUUGCCCAGAAAAUGUGUUUUUAAAACACACCUGCUUCACCUCUUUCCAUCUGACUGAGGUAGUAUUUACACUUUGAGUCUUGGUGACACACGGGUGUUCUAUCUACCAAAUGCUAACUGUGAAGUGGCAAUGGAUUUGUUUAUCCAACACCCCUACGUUUUGAUUUCUGACAGUGAUUUCUGUUUUCAUUUCUCCUCUUCUGGACCACUAAAGUAGUUUUCCAUCCCACAUGGUGGAAGAGGCGUUGCUUCACCAGUGAAUGCUAAGGGGGUCCUGCAGAUCGUACGGGCGAGUAACAGCAUCAUGAUGUAGUUUGUUUACGAUCAGAUAUUCCAUUUAGUACUUUUCUUUCCCCCCCACCCCAGUAAAGCAUUUCCAGUAGCCUGGCUUUAGGUACAAACUGUUCGGUGAUGAUUCAAGCACUGUGUUUUAUUAACUUUUGUUUCCACUGUUGUUUCCAUUGUGUCGGAAACAGAAUAAAAUUUAACUAUCAAUAAAAAAUGGAAGUUGGUAAAUUUUAUAUUUUAGAUGUCUUAAUUUCUGAAUAAUAGUUUAGCGUAUUCUGUCUGUGUUGUACAGCAGGUCUCAAGACCACACCGUUCCAGUUGUCAGCAAUGGGUGCUUAGUUGCCUAAUAGGCAAAAGACUAUCUCCAGACUCUCAGACUGGAACUUCAGUUUUCAUGAUGGCUACCAGCUAUAGUUAAGAAAAAGCUUUGUCUGAUAUCAGCCAAAGUUAACACAUUGAGAAUGUUAAGUGUAAAAUCUUUUUUCUGGUGUGGUUUGGGGAAGGGAUGACCUUAAUAUUACUCAUCUUGCCAUAUAGUGUGUGUUUGAUGGUCCUAGUUGGUUUGCACUCUUGAACAAGGCUCUGGCCUGCGUUAUUACUGCCCUGUCAGUUACAUAACAAGAGCUCACUAACAGGAAGGGGAAUUGAACAAUAAUAUUACUAUGACAGUUGCUCUAUAGCUUAACUCGAGAUGCUUGCAUUACAGUUCUGUCAGUGAAUGAUUUUCACAUCUACCAAGCAAUAUUUUUUCCCUAAUUAGUCGAGGACACAAGUUGGAGCUGGCUUCCAAAAUCAGGAGCAGCAUAGACUUUAGAUUUGAACAGUUCAUAAUGCAAGGCUUCUGUGGCAAAAAAAAGGCCUCUUUCUACUGUGCUUUCCCCUGUCUACACUAAUGGCAGCCCGGCACGGAUUCCCUCUGCUCUCAAUCAUUUCAUCCUGGUUCCUAUUCUUAAAACAAAGCCUUAGAGGAAGUGACGUUGUUUUCAAAUUUAGUCAAUGUUGCAAUGCUGCGUAUUGGAUACCUCAUUUAUUUUGUAUCAAUAUCCCCAACCUACUGAUAUAAUUGCUCUUGUAUCUAAAUACUGUACCUGACUUGUCGAAAGCCUCAAUAAAAAGUUAACAACCCGGCA
This is a messenger RNA of Stegostoma tigrinum, 21528 nucleotides long. It is a transcript of the gene chd6, whose product is annotated as chromodomain helicase DNA binding protein 6. Gene Ontology annotation, molecular function: protein binding; ATP binding; ATP-dependent chromatin remodeler activity. The record is from RefSeq and is a predicted model, not a curated record. Lineage: Eukaryota; Metazoa; Chordata; Chondrichthyes; Orectolobiformes; Stegostomatidae. The transcript has 41 exons. Bases 298 to 8565 code for a protein of 2755 amino acids.